AUGGCAGUGGAUUUGACUUGUCCUUUUGGCGUCUCCUCAGCCUGUGGAGCCCAGGCCUCUUGGAGCAUCUUUGGGGCUGACGCAGCGGAGGUUCCGGGCACACGCGGCCACUUCCGCCAGGAGGCUGCCAUGCCCCACAUUCCCGAGGACGAGGAGCCCCCUGGAGAGCCACAGGCAGCCCAGAGCCCUGCCGGCCAAGGCCCUCCCACGGCAGGAGUAUCUUGCAGUCCACCCGCCAUCGUCCUGACUGGGGAUGCCAGUUCACCGGAAGAAGAAACUGACAAAAACCUGGCCAACAGAGCUCACAGUCCCCACAGGAGGCUUUCUCACCGACACUUGAAGGUUUCCACUGCUUCGCUGACUUCUGUGGACCCUGCGGGGCACAUCAUUGACCUGGUGAAUGACCAGCUGCCUGACAUCAGCAUCUCAGAGGAGGACAAGAAGAAAAACCUGGCACUGCUGGAAGAAGCCAAGUCGGUGAGUGAGCGAUUCCUGACCCGCCGCGGGAGGAAGUCCAGGAGCAGCCCCGGAGACUCCCCCUCAGCUGUUUCCCCGAACCUCAGUCCCGGAGCUUCUCCUGCAUCCUCUCGGAGCAACUCACUCACCGUCCCCACACCGCCCGGCUUGGAUGCAUGCAGUGGUCCACAGUCACCUCUGCCCAGAGCACCACCACAGCAGAAGGGGAAUGAGGCCGAAGUCUCUUCACCUCUCUUUGGCGAGCCUAGUGUCCCCAAAGGGCUAGCUGACCGGAAGCAGAAUGACCAGAGGAAAGUGUCUCAGGGCAGGCUGACUCCUCGCUCUCCCACAGUUGAGAAGUCCAAAGAGAUUGCAAUAGAACAAAAGGAAAACUUCGAUCCCCUCCAGCACCCUGAGGCCACACACAAGGGCCCAGCUUCUGGCACAGGCAGUGGUGGGAAGAUGGCCCUGAACAGCCCCCAGCCUGGCCCCGCUGAGAGUGAGCUGGAGAAGCCGCUCCUGAAGACAGCCAGGGAGGGCAACCCUCUGCCCAGAAGUCCAGCCCAGGGCUCUGGAGGGGUGGCUCCCACAGCCCCCCAGGGAAAAGGCACAGCUGGAGAGCCGACAGGGUCCAAAGUUGGCUCCAAAGCCGAGCUGCGGUCCCCUGUGUCCCGGCCCCCCCUGCUGCGGGGGGUCUCCUGGGACAGCGGCCCCGAAGAACCUGGCCCCCGGCUGCAGAAAGUGCUUGCCAAGCUGCCACUGGCAGAGGAAGAGAAGCGUUUUGCAGGCAGAGCUAGCAGCAAGCUGGCUAAGGCGCCUGGACUCAAAGACUUUCAGAUACAAGUGCAGCCCGUGCGGAUGCAGAAACUGACCAAGCUCCGUGAGGAGCACAUCCUGCUAAGAAAUCAGAACUUAGUGGGGCUCAAGCUUCCAGACCUUAGUGAAGCGGCUGAACAAGAAAAAGGGCUCCUGUCUGAACUCUCCCCAGCUACUGAGGAAGAAGAGUCCAAGAGUGGCUUCGAUGUCAUGCCCAAUAUUUCUGACGUGCUGCUGCGCAAGCUGCGGGUCCACAAGUCUCUCCCUGGAAGUGCUCCCCCGCUCACUGAAAAGGAAGUUGAGAACGUGUUUGUACAACUGUCCUUGGCCUUUAGAAAUGACAGCUACACCCUGGAAUCUAGAAUUAACCAGGCUGAAAGGGAACGCAACCUGACAGAGGAGAACACAGAGAAGGAACUGGAAAACUUCAAAGCUUCCAUUACGUCCUCAGCUUCGCUCUGGCACCACUGUGAGCACCGGGAGACCUACGAGAAGCUGCUGGAGGACAUCGCUGUCCUGCACCGCCUGGCUGCCCGCCUCUCCAGCCGAGCAGAGAUGGUGGGCGCCGUCCGCCAGGAAAAGCGCAUGUCAAAGGCGACAGAGGUGAUGAUGCAGUAUGUGGAGAAUCUGAAGAGGACGUAUGAGAAGGACCAUGCAGAGCUCAUGGAGUUUAAAAAACUUGCAAAUCAGAAUUCAAGCCGCAGCUGCGGCACCUCCGAAGACGGGGUCCCUCGCACAGCACGGUCCAUGUCCCUCACGCUGGGAAAGAACAUGCCCCGCCGGAGGGUCAGCGUUGCUGUGGUUCCCAAGUUUAAUGCCCUGAACCUGCCUGGCCAAUCCCCCAGCUCGUCACCCAUCCCCUCCUUACCAGCCCUGUCGGAAUCACCCAACGGGAAAGGCAACCUACCUGUCACCUCAGCACUGCCUGCACUUUUGGAAAAUGGGAAGACAAAUGGGGAACCAGAUUGUGAAGCCUCCGCUCCCAUGCCAACUCCGAGCUGCCUGGAGGAGAUUAGCCCAGAGGCCAAGGCCAGGAUGGAGGAAGAAGCGUACAAUAAGGGAUACCAGGAAGGUCUAAAGAAGACCAAAGAGCUUCAGGACCUGAAGGAGGAAGAGGAAGAACAGAAGAAUGAGAGUCCUGAGGAACCUGAAGAGGCAGAAGAAACUGAGGAAGAGGAAAAGGAGCAGAGAAGCAGCAAACUUGAAGAUUUGGUUCAUUUCUUACAAGUCAUGUUUCCCAAACUGUGUCAGCACUGGCAAGUCAUCUGGAUGAUGGCCGCAGCAAUGCUGGUCUUGACUGUUGUGCUGGGGCUCUACAAUUCCUAUAACUCAUGCAUAGAGCAGGCUGAUGGGCCCCUUGGGAGAUCCACUUGUUCAGCAGCCCAGAGGGACUCCUGGUGGAGCUCAGGACUCCAGCACGAGCAGCCUACAGAGCAGUAGGAAACCUGAUACCCAACCAGUGCCCUGCUCCAGCAUACAGCGACAACCCUUUCCCCAAGCAUAGUGUGUCAGGCCUGGGUGUGGGUAUGCUGCCACCAGCCCUUCAGGGAAUAAGGAAGGGUUCUUUCAUGCUCAGCAUCCCAGUGGCAGCUAUUCAUACACGUAACUGAUGUUCUGAGAAGAUCAACAAAACUGGGAAAGUUUCGAUGGACGAAGAAGUUACCUUCACCAAAAAACUGAUGGAAGAGAAGGUCGCCUGCCGCUAGCUCAGAUGGCCAGGAGAAAUAGAGCACCUUCACUGUGGGGGACAGUAAGAAGCUCACUCUCCCCUUUUUCCUCUCUGCAGUCGGUAAUCAGGAAGAAUUGUGCCUAAAGGCUAACUCUGACCCUGAGGACCAGACCUGGAAUUUGGAGUCGUGACGUGAAUAUCUUCCCAUUUCCCAUCUCAUUCUCACAGACUGCUUCAGCCUUCCCUUUUCCCCUUUGGAAUCAGAGUUUCUCUUUACAGAAGUAGAAAAGGUGUCUCAGAAAAAUAUUCAGGCUGAAUUUAGCUCAGUGCUUGAAACGAAAUGGGAAGAUGGAAUUAAUAUAUAUGCAUCUGUACACACACACAACACACACAUACACACAGCGUGCAUGUGCAUGAAGCCAACAACCCUCCAAACAUGUGCUCUGGGUGUGUGUUCUGGAUAAAGCCAACCCACAGGUUUUCACUAGGUGUGGGGCAGUCACCAGCACUUGUUCAAUGAGCUCUCCACAUGGAUUUUAGAUGUUCGAAAAACACAAAACUCAUGGCUUCAAUGGCAAAAUUACUGGUCUCCAUUUCAAGUGCUACUUCUAAGCUGCUGUACAGCACAGUCUGUUCCCACUUGUUCUUUUCCGUUGAGAGCAGUUAACCCACCUCUCAGAGGAAGGAGGAGACACAGUGUGCUUUCAGCUUCCAUGUGUGCAAGUGUGCAGUUCAUAUUAGUGCUUCAGUUCAAACGGGAUUUCCAGCCCAAGUAUGUUUCAGAGCAUUCCCAAUAGUUGAGCAUAACACUGAGGGAACACAUCCCACCUCCAGUUUGACUUCUCGCUCCACCUUUACGGCCACUGCCUUCAUUCAUCCCUAACCAGUUUGGGGCGAUGUUGGUUUCCGUGAGGGUUUUA
Ceratotherium simum simum (southern white rhinoceros) is the source of this 3861-nucleotide messenger RNA. It is a transcript of the gene IRAG1, whose product is annotated as inositol 1,4,5-triphosphate receptor associated 1. The record is from RefSeq and is a predicted model, not a curated record. Lineage: Eukaryota; Metazoa; Chordata; Mammalia; Perissodactyla; Rhinocerotidae.